CAAAAUCUGAAACCGUUUAGGUAUAACUCUGUUGUACGAAAGUAGCUGUCCACUAUCCAUAUAUACGUAGUGAAAAGCCCAAUAAUGUGAUGGUAACGGAUUCUUACCAUAUUAGUUUGGAACUAAUUAUUAAAGCUGUAGAAAAUAAAGAAGAGGUGUUAUCAUAACAAAAAUGACAUAAGUGUCAGUAUUACAUGUCGGGAGUUGAGACCUAUCAAAAUAUCAUGGACCACACGACAUCGUUUCUCUUUCCCAAAAAAUUGAUUUUGUGUGUAAUUAGAGAUAACAUUAUGCUAUUUUUAUCAUGACCAAAACAUUAUUAUUGGAUAUAGAGUAUAGUAUAGUAGUUGAUCUUUCUAGUAUUUGACACAUGUACGUUAUGCACCUUAAUUAGCAUUAAUUACUAAAUAUAUAAACAUGUAUAUUUAUAUAUAUAGACACAAAAUAGUUGUGCUCCAAGAAAGGAGAAGCUCUAUACCUCUCCCAUUAACAAAGUCAUAGCAUAAUAUUGUCACCCUUUACCAACCCAUCUUAUAAAGUUGAAUUAGCUAGUUAAUGUGUAUGUUUUGUUCCAUGCCAAAAUCAUGGCGUCCAAACUCUUUCCUACUGCAACCAUAGGAGCCCUUCUUCUCUCAUCUGUCCUUGCAGCCAACCUCUUCCAGUUCUCAUACCCUUCUUCUUCUUCUUCUUCUUCUCGUGAUUUUGACGGUGCUGAUUUCGGACGUUUUGAGUUUAUCCCAAUCGAUGGGGCUAUUGGCCCUGAAAGCUAUGCCUUUGACAGCUUUGGUGAAGGCCCAUACACCGGCGUAUCCGACGGCCGAAUCAUCAAGUGGCAUGAAAAUCAACGGCGCUGGUUUGAUUUUGCAGUAACGUCUCCAAACAGAUCAAGAUGUGAAGGGCCACAUGAUCACCAUCAAACAGAGCACAGUUGUGGACGACCCUUAGGACUAAAAUUCAACAGAAUGAGCGGUGAUCUGUACAUUGCUGAUGCAUAUAUGGGAUUGCUCGUAGUUGGGCCUCAAGGUGGGCUGGCCACUCGUGUGGCCACUCAAGCACAAGGAAUUCCAUUUGCAUUUCUUAACGGCUUAGACAUCGAUGACCGCACUGGACUUGUCUAUUUUACUGAUAGCAGUUCUCACUACCAGAGGAGGAACUACCUUUCACUUAUAUUAAGUGGAGAGAAAACAGGGAGACUAAUGAAAUAUGACCCUCAAAUAAAAGAAGUAAAUGUUCUAGCUGAAAAUCUCUCAUUUCCAAACGGGGUGGUAGUAAGCGAAAAUGGCGAUUUUCUCUUGAUUGCAGAGACCACAACUUGCAGGAUCAUAAGGUAUUGGCUUCAAACAUCUAAGGCUGGAACUUAUGAAGUAUUUGCUGAGUUACCUGGAUUUCCAGACAACAUUAAAAAAAGUCCUAGGGGAGGAUUUUGGGUAGGAAUCCAUGCAAAGCGAAAAUGGAUAUUCAAAUGGAUUCUUUCACAUCCUUUAGUUGCAAAAUUUUUUCUUGAACUUCCUUUUGAUAUAACGGAGGCUUAUACACGUGUAUCUAACUGGAGAGGAAGAGGAUUAAUAAUGAGGUUGAGUGAGGAAGGUGUUGUAUUGGAUAUGGUUGAAGAUGAAAGUGGUGUGAAUUGGAAGGCUGUUUCUGAGGUUGAGGAGAAAGAUGGGAAUCUUUGGAUUGGGUCCAUACAUAAAGCUUAUGCUGGGAAGUUCAAAUUAAAUGACACAAAUUAUGUGACCUUGUAAUAUAUACAUUUACCAUAAUUUAUAAUAAUAGUUAGGCUUGGGUGCCAACACAACAAAA
This is a messenger RNA of Cannabis sativa, 1800 nucleotides long. RefSeq names its product protein STRICTOSIDINE SYNTHASE-LIKE 2. Bases 585 to 1742 code for a protein of 385 amino acids. The transcript has 3 exons. NCBI's taxonomy places the organism in Eukaryota, Viridiplantae, Streptophyta, Magnoliopsida, Rosales, Cannabaceae. Gene Ontology annotation, biological process: biosynthetic process. The record is from RefSeq and is a predicted model, not a curated record. Gene Ontology annotation, molecular function: strictosidine synthase activity.